Messenger RNA from Magnolia sinica, 1834 nucleotides. Its product is annotated as AT-hook motif nuclear-localized protein 16-like. The transcript has a single exon. Gene Ontology annotation, biological process: vegetative to reproductive phase transition of meristem. The record is from RefSeq and is a predicted model, not a curated record. Gene Ontology annotation, cellular component: nucleus. Bases 1082 to 1834 code for a protein of 250 amino acids. Gene Ontology annotation, molecular function: DNA-binding transcription factor activity; minor groove of adenine-thymine-rich DNA binding. Lineage: Eukaryota; Viridiplantae; Streptophyta; Magnoliopsida; Magnoliales; Magnoliaceae.
AAUCACCAAUGGCGAUUUCCUGGGCCUGAUUGGAUUGGUGGAAACCAAAAGUAUAUGGGGAAAGGAAAACCUCCCAUCUGAGGAAAAACUGUGGAAGAGCGGAAGGUUUCUUCAUCAAUAGGUCUGAGAGUGGAAAAGGUAAUGCCGUUUUAUAGAGGAAAUUUGUGAAGAGGGAAACUGAUUUUCCAAUCCUCAAAUCUUUCGCAAAGAAGGGAAGCCUUCUCAUGUCUAAUCUGAGGAAAGUGCAUUUCAUUUCUUCAGUUAUUCUUUGAUUUUCACCAAUCCAAUCAGUCUCUUACAUCUAUAUCAAGGCCCGUGAUUAUGAUGCUUUCAAGAUGGAUCUGAAAGAAACCAAAAUGCAAUUUGAAGCCCAUCUCCUUGUAAUGAAUUCCUUGAUACUUCAUAAAAAUUUAUUAUUUCCUCUGUUAAUCUGAACCUUUGUAAUUCAAUUCUCUUGUGCAUCCAAAUGCAGCCUGGAUGUUUACAACAGAAUGUUUCUGCAGUACACCAAAGAUGCAAUCACCAUUUCUUUCAAAGAAUUUAACCAUAGCACCAUCCAUCCAUUACACAAUGUGUUCAUAGUCACCUAACCGUAUUUUCAUGGCUUGAAUUUCCUUGCAAGACACUCCAGUAAAGGUUCUUUGGCUUAGUUUGGAUGGCUAGAAUUUCCUUCCAAGACACUCAAGUAGAGGUUCUUUGGAUUACUUUGGAUAUUCUAUCUACUUUUGAGUCAUUCUCUCACUUAGGAAGCUUUUGAUUGCUUUCUUUUAAUUUGUGUUUUUUUUUUUUUUUUUCAAAUGAUGAAUUGGGUAUCGGUUGGGAAAGGAAAAUAACAUGAGAGUAGAAUCUGUUGAAGGUUAGGAAGCGUCCACAUUAUUCUACUGUAGACCUAAAAGAUUGGUUUAACUUAACCAUCUCCUAAUCUUCAAUUAUUCUUUUGAUGAUUUAUUUAUUUAUUUAUUUAUUUUUCUCAUACCUUCUAUGGACACAAAUCUCCUACCUAAACUCUCAUUCCUAGUAGUCUGUUACAACAAGAACUCUUUUUUCGGAAUCCAAUAAAAGGGGUACAAGAAUUGCAUGAAUGGCCAACCAAGAUCUAGGAACCCCAACUGCUGGAUCCAAGAUGAGUGAUUUGAAUGGAGAUUCCAAGAACAAUAACCACAUGUCAUGUUUUGAUGCAAGAACAUUACUAGUACCCACCCUGACAGCAGCAGUGCCGGUGUCGGCUGUGAUGGCAGAGGUAGAGUCCAACCGGCGGCCACGAGGCCGGCCUGCUGGCUCUAAGAAGAAGCUGAAACCACCUAUCAUUGUCAGCCGUGAUAGCGGCAAUGCUCUUGAGGCCCAUGCUGUGGAGGUGAGGUCUGGGUGCGAUGUUGUGGAGGGCAUAGCCAACUUUGCAAGGAGAAAACAAUGCGGUGUCUGUAUACUUAGUGGGAGUGGGUGUGUAACGAAAGUGAGCCUGCGGCAAUUGGGUCCUUCCGGCACCAUUGUUACACUUGAUGGACAGUUCGAGAUACUUUCACUGAUGGGUUCUUUCCUACCUCCGCCGGCUCCACCUGGGGUCACAGGCUUCACGAUCUACUUGGCGGGUGCGCAGGGGCAAGUAAUCGGCGGUGGAAUCGUGGGGUCACUUAUCGCUUCGGGACCUGUGGUGAUCAUGGCCGCAACAUUCGUGAAUGCCACGUUCGACCGCCUUCCGAUGGAUGAAGGUGAGGUUGGCUCGCAUUAUCAACAUCACCCAAGUCACCAUCAUCAUCUUGAGGUGUUGAACAUGUACGGACUGCCUCCGGAGCUUUACUCGUGGGCACUGGGCUGCCAGCUUACUAAGAGCUAG